GUCAGAGAAUAAGAUGAGGGUGUGAGUAGGUUAUAAAGACUACUCUGUCUGCCUUCUGAAACUCUCUUCUUCCUUCAUCUUUUGGGAGGGGAGGAAGUGAGUUGUGGCUUUCCCUAAAAUUAAGGUUAAAUGUGUAAUGAUCUUUGAACAAGUGGAUAUACAAUCUCACUCAAGAUGUCUGCUCAAAGCCAGCACUGCGCCACUAUUAUGAACCCUCCUCCACCAGAGUACAUAAAUAACAAAAGUAGUGGAAGUCAAACAAACCAACUUCAGUACUUACAGAGGGUGGUCAUGAGAGCCAUGUGGAGACACAACUUUUCCUGGCCAUUUCACCAACCUGUAGAUGCAGCAGCACUGAAUCUGCCUGAUUAUUACGCUAUCAUAAAAAAACCUAUGGACUUAGGCACCAUAAAAAAGCGACUGGAACACAAUUACUACACGAAAGCUGCAGAAUGUAUUGAGGACUUUAAAACUAUGUUCUGGAACUGCUACAUGUACAACAAGCCAGGUGAUGACAUUGUGUUUAUGGCUGAAGAACUAGAAAAAGUGUUCCUGCAGAAAAUAGCCCAUAUGCCACCAGAAGAAAAACCAGUGAGUCUCAAUAAAGGAAAGAGAAAAGGAAAAAAGACAGAAGAAACAUGGCAGCCCAACCCUGGGAUUUCAAAUGAACAAAGCACAAAUGAGAAGCAAGCUGAAAGCAGUGAGCAGCCUCCAGUGAUGACUCAAGAGCGGCAGCAGGUUACACUGGCUCCUUUGUCUGCAGCUCAGCUCACUGCUUUAAUGCCAGCUGCAGUCUCUAUAACAAAAGCAAAAAAAGGUGUGAAAAGGAAGGCUGACACUACAACUCCUACUACUUCAAUAGUCACAGCAAGUGGUGAAUCUUCUGCAACGUUUAAUGAAAGAAAAGCUGUUAAAGCAUGUAGAAGUGAAAGUGAAUGUAUGGUAACAAACAAGCUUCUGAAGAGAUCCUUUUCAGAUUCUCAACAGCCUCCUGGAAUUAUUAAAAAGAUUCAGUUGUCAGGACAACUAAAACAUUGUAAUGCAAUACUUAAAGAAAUGUUUUCAAAGAAACAUGCAGCGUAUGCGUGGCCUUUCAUAAAACCUGUAGAUACAGCAUCUUUCUCCACUGGUGUGAACCAAGCCAUUGCCAAAUGUCCUACAGACCUAGGAACCAUUAAAAAGAAAAUGGAUAACUUUGAAUAUAAUGAUAUACAAGAAUUUGCUACAGAUGUUAGAUUAAUGUUUAUGAACUGCUACAAACGUAAUUCUUCAGACCAUGAAAUAGUGUCUAUGGCAAGAAAACUUCAGGAUGUUUUUGAAAUGCACUUUGCUAAAAUUCCUGAUGAACCAGUUGUGAGUGAUCAUCUGCCACAGCCUGUGAGAGAAAUGACAGAAGCUUAUUCCAGCGAAAGCAGUAAUGAUAACUCUUCAGAAGAAAAAUCAUCUGAAGACUCUGAAGAGGAGAGAAAAGUGAACCUCAAAAAGCUUCAGGACCAACUUACAGCUCUUCACCAGCAGUUGUGGGUUUUGACCAAAGCAUGCUUAUCUAGACCAGGAAAGAAAAAAGGAAAGGCUAAAAGAGAGAAAAGAAAGAACAAGGAAAAAGCUGAAAUAAAAAGCUUGAUUCAAAAGAAGAAAAAUCUGAAAUACAUGAAGAAAUCUAAGAGAAAGCUGUCUUUAAACAUUCAAUCAAAGAGAACCAUGCAGCAGGUCUUGUUGGCACAUAAGUCAGGAGAUGAAGGUGGUGCCAAACCUAUGAAUUAUGAUGAAAAACGACAGUUGAGUUUGGACAUAAAUAAACUCCCUGGAGAUAAGCUUGGGAAAGUAGUCCAUAUAAUACAGUCAAGAGAACCUGAACUGAGGAACUCUAACCCUGAUGAGAUAGAAAUAGACUUUGAAACUUUAAAUGCUUCAACACUCAGAGAACUAGAGAGAUAUGUAGCAACCUGUUUAAGGAAGAAACAAAGCAAGCAUGCUAAAACCCCAACAAAGUCAAAAGAAGAACUUAAUUUUGAGAGGAAACAAGAGUUAGAGAAGAGACUACUGGAUGUCAAUGGUCAACUAAACCCAGAGAAGGAGAGCUUCAAGAUUGAAAAGAAUGCUGAGUCAAGUACUGGGCCAAGCAGACUGAGCGACAGCAGCAGCAGCAGCUCCUCAGAUUCUGGCAGCAGCACUAGCAGUGAUUCUAGCUCCUCAGAUAGCAGUGAUUCUGAAUCAGUUACAGAAACCUGUUCAAAACAGACUGGAGCCAGGCAGAACUGUCCAGCUUCAAUGGAAAAAUCUAAGAGGACAUCCUGCAAUGCUGUUCUGCAAGCACAGCCCUCCUCUCUUACUAGCAGCUUGCAAAAUCAUGGAUCAUCUGAAUUGCAGAAGCAACCUCCCAAUGUACUGCAAAUGCUUCAGUGUAGAUCACUUAAUCCAACAGAACAAAAUGCUCAGACUCUCUCAGGUAAAAUCUCAGCUGUACCUGCUCUGCAUGAUGCUCCAGACCAGCAAACUCCUCAAAGCACUCCAAAGACAAAUGAGUCUUCUCUCACCCACACCAGAAAUGUUUUUCCAGAGGAGUCCAACACCAUUUUCCAAGUUGACAGUGCUGACUGGAGUAAACAAGCUGAGCAAACAAGACAUCUAGACAAAUCAAAUAAACUUCAAAACAAGACCAGCAUGAGAACUGCUGAUUUAAUAUCCAUAAGUCAAGAACAAAGUCAUUGUACACCCAAUGAUAAAUCUAGUGAUAAAAACAUACUAGAGCCAAUGUCUGAACUUCUUCCAAGAAAGGAUACAGCAUUGAAGACUGUAGAUUCCUGGGUAAGCCUGUGUAAAACGAUGAAGGUUCCAGCUCCAAUAAAAGCAUCUGCUGAGAGUUUCAAUCAGUUCAGAGAUGCAGUAUUAAAGAGGAGUGGGCAAGUGCAGGAGUCAAAAAGGUCUCUUGUGCAAGCCGAGAUGGAGCUGCAAAAUCUUCCACAAGAGAACAAAAGAUUUGUAACCACUUCUGUGGGCCAUGAAAGCACAGGAUUGGAUGCCAUGGCAGUGACAGACUGUGAGCUUGAAAAAGAAAUACAUGAGAGUAGACUGCCUGAAGUUCAACAAUGUGUUCUUGAUCAAGACCGUAACUUGGCUAGAAAAAUGGAACAAGAACGCAGGAGGAAGGAAGCAACAGCUUGGAUAAUUGAUGUGAAUCUGCAGAGAGAUAUUAUGGCAUCUUUUGAAGAAUAUCUUGAGUGAAAGCAGUAGUUUAUAUAGAAUUUAACUUCAAACUACUAAAAGCAGCACAGUUUUGUACUAGUUAGGAUCUUAAAUAUUAAGACUACUUUAAGGAUCUUCUCUAAAAUGCUUUGUAUUAAAAGCUUGUUCAGUAAUACUUGAAGUGUCACAAGAUUUAUUUCUUUUCACUGCUUGUUUAUAACAUGUGAUCUAUUCUGCUACACAGUGGAAUGGAGUUGUUCAUUUGAUUACAGUUUCAUCUGUUGUGUAUAUCUGGUAUUACAAAAAAUCACUUUACUGUGACACACCUGUACAAAAUCUGGGCUGACAAAAAGAUCUCUGUAGAAGUGAUACUGUCUGGAGGGGGGGUGUAACAUUACUUGUAAUCACAAAAAAAGGCUUCCAUGAACUCUUUCAUUUCAUCAGUAAAUCUUAUCUACUUGUAUGUACUUUAAGGCCCAGAUAUGUUUAAUGAAUUUUAUGUUAACAUAACAUUUAGCUAAGGGUGCAAACAUGUUUGCCACAUAGUUCUAGUUCUUCUCAGGAAGAAAUUAUGGCAAACUGGCAUCAGUUUGAAAGAUUUUCUAAUUGAUGCAAGAUAUUAUUAGUGUUGAAAAAGUCUCUGGUAGAAACCAGAAUGUGAAAACCACAUAUUCUUGUUGAUUAUAUAUGGU
This is a messenger RNA of Passer montanus (Eurasian tree sparrow), 3878 nucleotides long. It is a transcript of the gene BRDT, whose product is annotated as bromodomain testis associated. Gene Ontology annotation, biological process: chromatin remodeling; positive regulation of transcription elongation by RNA polymerase II. The transcript has 20 exons. Gene Ontology annotation, cellular component: chromatin; nucleus. The record is from RefSeq and is a predicted model, not a curated record. NCBI's taxonomy places the organism in Eukaryota, Metazoa, Chordata, Aves, Passeriformes, Passeridae. Bases 175 to 3225 code for a protein of 1016 amino acids.